UGCAAACGUUUUGUAUUGCUCUAGAAGUAAAAAGAAAAAUGGGUCAGGCACUUUGCUGUAUACAAGUUGACCAAUCUAAUGUUGCUAUCAAAGAAACUUUUGGUAAGUUUGAUGACGUGCUUCAGCCUGGAUGUCACUGCUUGCCUUGGUUUCUCGGGCGCCAAAUAGCUGGGCAUCUUUCAUUGCGUGUGCAACAACUUGAUGUUCGAUGUGAAACGAAAACUAAGGAUAAUGUAUUUGUCACCGUUGUUGCAUCCAUUCAGUACCGUGCAUUGGCAGAAAAGGCUGCUGAUGCGUUCUAUAAGCUCAGCAAUACAAGGUCACAAAUCCAAGCUUAUGUCUUUGAUGUUAUUAGGGCAAGUGUUCCAAAAUUGAAUUUAGACGACACCUUUGAGCAGAAAAAUGACAUAGCUAAAGCUGUGGAAAAUGAACUAGAAAAGGCCAUGUCACAUUAUGGAUACGAGAUAGUGCAAACGCUUAUUGUGGAUAUUGAGCCAGAUGAGCAUGUGAAGAGGGCAAUGAAUGAGAUCAAUGCAGCUGCUAGACUGAGAUUGGCAGCCAACGACAAAGCUGAAGCUGAGAAGAUACUGCAGAUCAAGCGGGCCGAAGGGGAGGCAGAGUCCAAGUAUCUAGGGGGCCUGGGCAUAGCUCGUCAGCGCCAGGCUAUCGUGGACGGCUUGAGGGACAGUGUCCUUGCCUUCUCCAUCAACGUGCCCGGGACGACGGCCAAGGACGUCAUGGACAUGGUGUUGGUCACUCAGUAUUUUGACACCAUGAAAGAGAUCGGUGCAUCCUCCAAGUCCUCGGCUGUGUUUAUUCCCCACGGGCCCGGUGCUGUCAAGGACAUAGCCACCCAGAUAAGGGACGGCCUCCUUCAGGCCAGCACAAAUCAGUAAGGUACGGUGGAUGAAGGAGCGGCUUUCUUCUAAACAUGUGUUAUACUUGCAAUGUCAUUACUUAAGACUGUAUAUUAGUUGUGAAUAGAGGGGGAGGAUUAUCUGGUUUUUUAUGUUUAUUGCUUUGAUUGAAUAUGGUGGGAUUUUAAGGUUGUGAACCAUGAAUGGCCUAGAUGUUGGUAGUGUAUAUUUUGGAGGCGAGGUUUGA
This is a messenger RNA of Magnolia sinica, 1104 nucleotides long. Its product is annotated as hypersensitive-induced response protein 1. The record is from RefSeq and is a predicted model, not a curated record. Lineage: Eukaryota; Viridiplantae; Streptophyta; Magnoliopsida; Magnoliales; Magnoliaceae. The coding region runs from base 39 to 896 and encodes 285 amino acids. The transcript is spliced from 5 exons.